GCGCUGCAUGAUCUCGCGAGAAAAGCCGUGAACAUAGCAACAAGACAACCAAAAUAAAUUGUGGACAACAUUUCGGAGUGAACGAUGGCGGCGUCGCUGCUACGCCGGGAUAAGAAGACUACAGCCGCUCACUUAAAGGCAGACCUCAAUCGGACUGACAACAGCUCCGGGGUCCGGCAACUUCAGGAACUGCUGGAUAAUGUUCUCAAUCCGGAGAAACCGGCGGCGGACACCGAGGCCCUGGACUGGUGUAAAUAUCUGCUGGCAGGAGGGGACGGUUUCGAGGAGUUCUGUAAAACCGUACGCUCCUACGAUAACGCUACGCUGUGCGGCUUGGUCUGGACUGCUAAUUUUGUAGCAUAUCGCUGUCGGACCUGUGGCAUUUCGCCCUGCAUGUCACUCUGCGCUGAGUGCUUUAACAACGGCGAUCACACGGGCCAUGAUUUUAACAUGUUUAGGAGUCAGGCUGGCGGGGCCUGCGACUGUGGAGACGGUAAUGUCAUGCGAGAAAGUGGGUUUUGCAGAAGGCAUCGGUUAAGAACCGGAGAGAAUGUUCCAUCAGUCCCUAGAGAUUUGCUGCUCAUGUCUGAGAUGGUUCUUCCUCGUUUUAUCAUCAGCAUAAUACAGUACCUGAGGGAUGGCUACAUAGAGUCAGAAUCAGCCACAGACAGAGAUCUGCAGAAGGUUCUACAGCAGCUGGAGCCUCAGAUCUCUUUCUUAGAAGACCUCACUAAAAUGGGCGGAGCCAUGCGCACAGUCCUCACGAAAAUCUUAACCAAUCAGCAGACUUUUAAAGAACUGAGCAUGGGCCAAGAGGAGAAUGUGUAUGCAAAGAGAAACUAUGAGAAGUACCUGUCAGCACUUAAGAAUUCUGGUCUGGUGUCUGUGGAGGAUAAGGGCUUGAGUGGGGCUGGGGCUGGGGCAGGGGCGGCAGAUCCUUCAGCUGGGGCUGGAACUGGAGCACUUGGCUUACUGGGUGCCACGGCAGCAGUCAGCCCAAAUGAGGAAAAUAAAGAGGAGGAUCAGGAUGGAGGACAGAGUGUAGGUCAGAGAAAAAGAGUAAAGCUGAGUAGCAGUACCAAAGAUCCAUCAAUAAUGGACAUUCUAAAACAUAAAUGUUUUUUAGAGGAGUUAUUGUUUUGGACUAUUAAAUAUGAGUUUCCACAGAAGAUGGUUACUUUUUUACUCAACAUGUUGCCAGAUCAAGACUAUAAGAUCACUUUCACUAAAACGUUUGUCCAGCAUUAUGCCUUUAUCAUGAAGACUCUGAUGAAGAGCCAUGAAUCAGACACGAUGUCCAACCGAAUAGUUCAUAUCAGCGUGCAGCUAUUCAGUAAUGAAGAGUUAGCACGUCACGUCACUGAGGAGUGCCAGCUGCUGGACAUCAUGGUCACUGUACUGCUCUACAUGAUGGAGAGCUGCCUUAUCAAGAGUGAGCUGCAAGAUGAAGAGAACAAUCGUCACGUGGUGGUGAACUGUGGCGAAGCCUUGUUGAAGAACAACACCUACUGGCCUUUAGUUAGCGACUUUAUUAAUAUACUCUCUCACCAAAGUGUAGCCAAGCAUUUUCUGGAGGAUCACUCCCUGCUCAUGCUCUGGAUGAGCUUUGUCUCCUUUUUUCAAGGAAUGAAUCUUAACAAGAGGGAGCUGAACGAGCAUGUGGAGUUUGAAUCACAGACAUACUAUGCAGCUUUCGCUGCUGAACUCGAGGCUUGUGCUCAGCCCAUGUGGGGACUGCUCACACACUGCAAAGUCAAAGAAACGCAGGAGUACACCAAAACAGUGGCACGCUACUGUCUGGAAACCUUACAGAUAUGGUUUGAUGCAAUUGGCUUUGUUGAUGAGCCUGCUCCCAAUCAGAUAACGUUUCAUUUGCCAUUACACCGCUAUUAUGCCAUGUUCCUUAGCAAGGGGGUGAAAUGUCAGGGGCUGGAUUUGGACAGUCUCCUCCCUGAUCAGGAAAUGCUGAUGAAGAUUAUGGUGCAUCCUCUACAGAUACAGGCAUGUCUGUCUGAGAUUCACAGCAACAUGUGGGUGAGGAAUGGAUUACAGAUUAAAGGGCAGGCUAUGACAUAUGUCCAGUCUCACUUCUGCAACUCUAUGAUCGACCCAGACAUCUUCCUGCUACAGGUGUGUGCAUCACGACUAGAUCCAGACUACUUUAUUUCUUCAGUGUUUGAGAGGUUUAAAGUAGUGGACUUGCUGACCAUGGCAUCACAACACCAGAAUGCAGUGCUGGAUGCAGAGCAGGAAAGACCCAUGUUAGAGGGGGCACUCACUUUCCUCGUCAUAUUGUGCAGCCUCCGCAUACACCUAGGCAUGACUGAUGACGAGAUACUGAGGGCAGAAAUGGUGUCACAGUUGUGUAUGAAUGACCGCACACACAGCUCUCUUCUUGACCUUAUCCCAGAGAACCCUAAUCCUAAGAGUGGGAUAGUGCCUGGAAGUUGUAGCUUUGAGGAGAUGCUGUCUGCUGUUGCUGAUUUUAAAGCUCCAGUGUCUGAGCCUGGUGGCUCCAUGCAGCAGGGCAUGUACACGCCUAAAGCGGAGGUCUGGGAGAAAGAGUUUGACCCCAUCAUGGUGAUCCUGCGCACAGUUUACCGGCGAGAUGUCCAGUCAGCGAUGGACAGAUACUCAGCUUUUUUGAAGCAGUCGGGUAUUCACACUGGUAACCCAUGGCCUCCGUAUAAGGAAAGGACGCCCCUGCACCCAUGCUAUAGAGGACUAGUGCGUCUGCUUCACUGCAAAACUCUGCAUAUCGUCAUCUUUACCCUGUUGUACAAGAUCUGGAUGGACCAUCAGAACAUGUCGGAGCAUGUGCUGUGUAUGGUGCUGUAUUUGGUUGAGCUGGGAUUGGAUAACCAUGCACAAGAGGAUAAAGAGGAUGAAGAACCGUGUAUUGAGGAGCACUGCCAUGACAGCUGGUUCCCUGGCACCAGCCUGCUCUCCAAUCUGCACCAUGUCAUUAACUUUGUACGGGUGCGAGUUCCUGAGACGGCCCCGGAGGUGGAGAGAAAAAGGGAACGGGAGAGAGAGAGGGAAAGGCAGCGAGAGACGCCUCCCAGCACCAGCACUGAUUCAUCAACCUUUGGACAGAACUUGCGUGAGGCUCAGUUGUUCAGUCUGGUGGCAGAGCGCAGGAGGAAGUUCCAGGAGAUAAUAAACCGCAAUAACCACGAAGCGAACCAGGCUGUGCGGCCAAAGUCGUCUUCACGCUGGCUUCCCCCAGGCUCUCCUCCACAGAUGGUUACUGAGAUCCUAGAGAUACGUGAGAGCAUGCUGUCCCUGCUGGUUAAACUGCACCAGAAACUGUCAGCCAAGCAGAACUCACUGACUCCGAGCUGGCUGGAGGAGGCUGAGCCAGCACACCAUACACAUGGAGAUGGCAUCACUGCCAUCGAGAGGAUCCUGGCCAAAGCAGCAUCACGCAGCAGACAUAGCAAGAGAUGCCUGCAAGAGAUUUGUGGCAAAGUGUGUCCACCUGUGCCUCCUAAAAAGAACAGUCCAGGAGACAAGAAGUGCAUGGAUAAAGAGGAGAGGCGGCAGCGGGCCAGGGAGAGACAGCAGAAGCUACUGGCUGAAUUUGCCUCCAGGCAGAAAAGCUUCAUGGAGACAGCCAUGGAUGUUGAAUGUCCUGAAGUGGAGGCAGCUAUGGAUGUGAGCUCAGCCGAGCCUCUUGACUCCGAGGUUCUCUAUGACUGUGUAAUAUGCGGCCAGAGCGGCCCCUCGACUGAUGACAGACCCACGGGACUGGUGGUGCUACUACAGGCAUCCUCAGUAUUAGGGCACCGUUGCUGUAGCGAUCAGGCAAAGCGGCUCCCUACAAGUGAUGACGAGAGGAUCUUCCCUGAGGACACGUGUGGGGCGGUUAGCGAUGUUAGACUGGCACUCAUGCAGCGUUACUUUAAAGAGAGUUCCUGUCUGCAGUCUGUGUCCAUUGGCUGGGAUGGUGGUGUGUAUGUACAAACUUGUGGGCACACACUGCAUAUAGACUGUCACAAGUCCUACAUGGAGUCUCUACGGAAUGACCAGGUAUUGCAGGGUUUCUCGGUGGAUAAAGGCGAGUUCACGUGCCCACUGUGUCGCCAGUUUGCUAACAGUGUCCUGCCCUGCAAGCCGGGGCGUGGUACAGAGGCGGGCGCCUGGCAUACACCCAGCAACAAGAACUUGGCAACACUAGUGAAAGAGGUGGAGGAGCUGCAGGAACAGUUGACCAUCUUUCCCGUAAGCACCAGUACGGAGUCUAACCUGACUAAAGAGAUGGAGUCUGUGAUUAAAGACAUAAAGAACGCCACGCAGAAGAAGUACAUGGACUACGGCAAGAACCCUGGCUCACCUGAUAAUGACUUCCUCUUCAUGUACUCAGUGGCCAGGACAAAUCUGGAGUUGGAGGUGGUUCAUCGUGGUGGGAACUUGUGCAGUGGGGGAGCAAGUGCUGCAGCAAAACGCUCCUGUCUCAAUCAGUUGUUCCAUGUAUUAGCCAUGCACAUGCGUCUGUACAGCAUCGAUUCUGCUUAUAAUCCCUGGACUCGACUCACUCAGAUCACCCAGCACAGAGAGCCAGAAGAUGAGGAUGACGGCCAUCCCGAGGUUCCAAUGCUGUUCAGAGAUGUUCCCUCCCUGCUCAUUAUUUUUGUGCUCACUAUGCCUCAGCCACUGCGCAAAGAACACUUCACAACAGUUGUGAAGGUGCUAUACACACUGCUGUAUACUCAGGCCCUGGCUGCUCUGUCCAUUAAACUCAGCCCCGAGGAGAGACUGGCCUGGUGCAACAGUGGGGCAGCCAAGAAGAACUUGCCAAAUGCAGGGAAAUCAUGGGACGCGCUCCUGAGUCAUGUGAUCACUGAGCUCACCAGUGCCAAGGGAAUCUAUGACAACAAUCCUGAUGAGACCAUGUUGAGUUCGACUGUAUGGUCUCCUCAAUCCAUAGAGUUUACAUUGCAGCAAUUCUGUUUGCCCUUCAUGCGUCUGUCCUGUCUUCUUCAACAUCACCUCUACGGGGACAAUCUACCCGGAUGCCUGCUAGAAGAGGAGUUCUCAUUGCUGGCAGGCGGUUUGGGUUUGCUGUCUGCGCCGUUUCAGCCCAGCACCUCCCUGAACGGUGCAGGUUGCCUGGAAUGGAACGUCAACGCGUUUGAGCUCAUCUCUCAGUGGAGCUUUGAGCUCAUCAGCCUGGUAGACACACCCUCACAACAGGCUAUGUCUCUGUUGGAUCAGAACCCUCACUGGUCUGGUCCUCGUCUGCUGCAGCUUCCCGAAAACUACAACACUAUCUUCCAGUAUUAUCACAGGAAGGCCUGCACUGUGUGCAAUAAGACACCCAAGGACCCAGCUCUGUGCCUCGUGUGUGGUGCAUUCGUCUGUCUCAAAGGCCUGUGCUGCAAACAGCAAGGUGUCUGCGAGUGUGUGCUGCACUCUCAGCACUGUGGAGCUGCAACGGGAAUCUUCCUCCUAAUAAAUGCCUCUGUGAUCAUCAUCAUCCGUGGUCAUCGUUUCUGUCUGUGGGGUUCUGUAUAUCUGGACGCUCACGGAGAGGAGGACAGAGACCUACGUCGUGGCAAGCCUCUGUUCCUGUGUGAGGAGAGGUACCGUGUGCUGGAGCAGCAGUGGGUGUCGCACACCUUCGACCACAUUAACAAGCGCUGGGGUCCCCACUACAACGGACUUUAACACGCCAACCCCAAACCCAGAGGAGCCAGAUCACAGUGGGCAUCAGUGCCAGCCUCUCCCUCUCCUUUUGAUAUAUGCUAUCAUAUGUAAUAUAAAAACUAUGCUGUGAGUGAAUUGCUGCUACAGCCUUGGUUAUGUGAAGUUUAGUGUACAAUCAUGCCUAACGACUAACAGCGCGUGUGUUUUUUUUUUUGUUUUGUUUUUUUUUAAUGAUUUUUGGUGCAUUUGAAAGGGGAAGAGAUUUUAAUCUUUGUUUUGGGGACUGGCUCACAGUGAAAGCACAAUUUGGCCCACUCCUGAGUGCAUUUAUUUGAGUGCUGUUUGGUUACACCUUCUCAGCUACUGUUUUAGUGCAUUGGAGAGUAAAACUCCACAGAUGGCUGUUGUGUCUGAAGCGGAUAGAAGAUGUUGAAAAGUCCACAGCCUACUGUAUAAGUGGAUAUCUUAGCCAUUAAGAAAACCAUCAGGCAUUUGGUUUCCCUUAACCGCUAACUAAACAGAGGUACCAAACUAGCACCAGACAUCAAGCAUCAUCGUGCAACCCCACAACAAAUGCAGUGAGCAGUCAUCAUCCUACAUGCUCAUAACUCAGGCCUUUAAAUGCUCGUAUGGGAUAAAAUUUGUUAUUGUUUAAGUGGAACUUGCUUGUUCCACAGAAAUCAUCACUGAAUGCUUGAACAAUAAUUACUUGCCCAUCGAGGCCUAGUUGCAUCCAUCCUCAGGAAUUUUCUUUUCUGUAGUUAAAGAACUUUUAAUAUUUAAAUAAAUAUUGCUAUUUGAUGUUGAUAGUUAAUUAUAUCAUUGUACAAAUGAUUUUAGGCUUUGGCAGAAGGCACUGAGGUGAUGGCUAACAGCUAGCAUUCUGCAGUUGAGGCUACAGAGGCAGGUUUGCAGCAAUCUUGCCAAUCACUCAGCUUUCCUCCGCUAACUGGUUAACUCGCAGUACUACUUGCUGUAAGCUGGAGUAAACAUUCGGUAUUGGCAGUCAUGAUGUUUCACAGAGGCAUCCGAAAUUGCUAAAUCCAUCCCAAAUGGUCUAGAUUGAUAAAUUUAUUGCUAAACCCCUUUUUGAACAACAUUAUGGUCUAGAAAUGUCCAGCGUCCACGGUGCAUUCACAGUUUGUAUUUAGAAGGUGCUUAGAAAAUGCACUUCAUAUGAUCCUCUGUGAGUGAGGAAUUAUUUUUACAUCAUCAUCCGCAACAAAUGUAAAUGUACUAGCAUUAAGCGAUCCCCUGAAGAGAAAAUAAACAGUCGUUUUCAUCUAUGCCAUAGUCCACUGUUUUCCUGGUCCAUUUCGAGCUAAAAACAACAUCCAAGGGUCCGAUUUAAGAGCACUUGUGGUUUCAUAAUACUCCUAAUGAAAUGCCAUUUUUAACAAGUUUAAAAAGCACAUUUAUUUCAGAUUGAAAACAAGACAAAAAAAUUGGAUUUGUUUAAAAAAAAAAAAAAAGUUAUAUUCCUUCACAUGAUAGAGGAUUCUUUUCCAGUUACUGGGAUUAAAAUAUCAGGCCUCACAAAGUCAUAGACAAGGAUUUCAAAAUAUAGAUUUUUUCUUCUUCUUCUUCUUCUUCUUCUUUUUAUUUAUUUAUUUUUUUUGGAUAGGUAUUCUACUUUUAUAUUAACGUCCCCUUCAUAUGUUCUUGUUUAAUACAUAUGAGAAAUUAUUUCAUAAUAUUUAUUAUAAGAUGUUUUUGUAUGGGAUAUGUGAAAGAGGUUUAUGAGUGACAAUAAGAAGAGUGUUAGUUUCUUUACAUUGUUUGGGGGGGGGGGAUGUUCUGUUGGUGUGCAUUUCUCACUCCUGUCAGCUUUCUCUCAGAAACUGAAAUGGUCACAAGUGAGUGAUUUGUCACACAAGAUUCAGAAUACGAUCUGUUCCAGGCUUUGAAAUAGGAUUGGGGAUUUCACUGCUGUGUAUAUUUUUAUUUUUUUUCCCCCCUUCAAACCCCAAGUCCCCUUUCUAAGUCUGUUAUAUUAAGAAGGAGCCACCAUUGAACACCAAACAGCAUGUUUUGGUUUUCUUCUUCACCACCUUAUUAGGUAUUGAUUCUCAAUGCUGCACUUACAAAAUGCUGGAGGAAAAUGCCAGGCACUUCAAUUCUUAGUUCCUGUCCUUCUCUUUGUCUUGAGAAUCUUGCAUGCUGCUGUUUUUCUUCUCUUUUUCAUUUUGUCUUUUCUUCCUCAGCCCAAAUAUUGUAUAAUUGGACAGAGUUUUUUUUUUUUCUUUUCUUUUUUGCAAAGAGUAAUGGGUAUAUAUUGGAAUGGAAAGCUGCGAUGUUGUUCUGUGUGUGGUGUGUGUGGUGUGAGGUGAGUGACUGAGGCAGAAAUACAGUACAUUACUGUAGGUGCUGAUUCCAACUUUCAGAUUGCAAAUCAGAAAGGGUGGCAGACAUUUAAUGCAAAAUGUAACAUAUGUGAAUAAAAUAUAACAAUACUCUGA
Hemibagrus wyckioides is the source of this 8108-nucleotide messenger RNA. It is a transcript of the gene ubr3, whose product is annotated as ubiquitin protein ligase E3 component n-recognin 3. Lineage: Eukaryota; Metazoa; Chordata; Actinopteri; Siluriformes; Bagridae. The transcript has 39 exons. Bases 85 to 5670 code for a protein of 1861 amino acids. Gene Ontology annotation, biological process: ubiquitin-dependent protein catabolic process via the N-end rule pathway; protein ubiquitination. Gene Ontology annotation, cellular component: ubiquitin ligase complex; cytoplasm. Gene Ontology annotation, molecular function: zinc ion binding; ubiquitin protein ligase activity. The record is from RefSeq and is a predicted model, not a curated record.